CUUCUUCGUUUCUUCCUUUCAUGAGAGAUGGAGAAGGCACCCCGGAGGGUGCACCACGGCGGCUCACGCCCACACUCACACACAGCCCAGGGAGGUCCUGGUGGGGCCCAGAGCCUUUACAGAUGCCACGCCACUCCUGGCCCUGUUGUCACUUUCUAAAGAGAGCACAGAGGACAAGGUCUGGCCACUGCAUGCUGAGCUCUCCCCGCUCCGGCCUCCCAGCCCUCCUGCCUGCACGCUGGCCGCCGCCUCCCUUGGGAGCCGCUGCAUGUGCUGUGGUGCUGCAGCUGUGCCGCGCCCACCCCGCCCUGCUGCAGGGCACAUGCAAGCCCCGGCCUGCCCUGGCCUUGCUCUUCAGAAGUAGCACCAGGGCCCCACCCAUGAGGUCCUCAAGGCCACUGUGGAAGAAGGCGCUGGCCGUCACAGUGCUGGGGGGGCCUCUGUUCCUUGGACUCCGCUACUUCAUGGCAGAGGCCCGGGACAGGCGGAAGACGCGGCUUCUGGUGGAGGGCAUCGGGCGCUUUGGCAGGUCCCUGAGGGUCGGCAUACAGAUCUCCCUGGACUACUGGUGGUGCGCGAAUGUCACCCUGCGCGGGGUGGAAGAGAACAGCCCGGGGUACCUAGAGGCGAUGUCGGCGUGUCACCAGCGGGCGGCUGAUGCCCUGGUGGCAGGGGCCAUCAGCAACGGCGGCCUGUAUGUGAAGCUGGGCCAGGGGCUGUGCUCCUUCAACCACCUGCUGCCCCCUGAGUACAUCCGGACCCUGCGUGUGCUGGAGGACAAGGCCCUCACUCGCGGCUUCCGGGAGGUAGACGAGCUGUUCCUCGAGGACUUCCAGGCCCUGCCCCUGGAGCUCUUCCAGGAGUUCGACUACCAGCCGGUGGCAGCUGCCAGCCUUGCACAGGUGCACCGAGCCACCCUGCGGGACGGCACUGUCGUGGCCGUGAAGGUACAGUACAUCGACCUGCGCGACCGCUUCGCUGCCGACGUGCGCACGCUGGAGCUCCUGCUGCGCCUCGUGGAGCUCAUGCACCCCAGCUUCGGCUUCAGCUGGGUCCUGCAGGACCUGAAGGGGACCCUGGCACAGGAGCUGGACUUCGAGAACGAGGGCCGCAAUGCAGAGCGCUGUGCGCGGGAGCUGGAGCAUUUCCGCUUCGUCGUGGUUCCCCGCGUGCACUGGGACAAGUCCAGCAAGCGCGUGCUGACCGCCGACUUCUGCGAGGGCUGCAAGGUCAACGACCUGGAGGCCAUCCGGAGCCAGGGGCUGGCGCAGCGGGAUGUAGCCGAGAAGCUGGUCCGCACUUUCGCAGAGCAGAUAUUCUACACUGGCUUCAUCCACUCUGAUCCCCACCCCGGCAAUGUGCUGGUGCGGAAAGGCCUGGACGGGGAGGCAGAGCUGGUGCUGCUGGACCACGGGCUCUACCAGUUCUUGGACAAGAAGGACCGGUCAGCCUUGUGCCAGCUGUGGCGGGCCAUCAUCCUGCGGGACGAUGCGGCAAUGAAGGCACACGCGGCAGCCCUGGGGGUGCGAGACUCCCUGCUGUUCUCCGAGGGGCUCAUGCAGCGGCCGGUGCGGCUGGGGCGGCUGUGGGGCUCCCGCCUGCUGAGCCGAGAGGAGGUGGCCUACAUGCAGGACAUGGCCCGCGAGCACUUCGCCCGCGUCAUGGACGUGCUCAAGGCCCUGCCGCGGCCCAUGCUGCUCGUGCUGCGCAACCUCAACACCGUGCGUGCCGUCAACGCGGCCCUUGGCACGCCAGUCGACCGCUACUCCCUGAUGGCCAAGAGUGCGGUCAGAGCCCGGAGCCGCCUGCAGGGUGCCGACAGCAGCAGCCUUUGGCACAUCAGGGCCGGCUGGGAGGUGCUCAGGUUCGAGGUGGCCUUGAGGCUGCAGGUCCUGGUGAUGCGACUCACUGCUCUCCUGGUGCGCGCCCUGGCCCACUUGGGGCUCCUGCCCCAUGCAGAGGAGUUCCAGCAGUACCUGGAGGCCUAGGCCACCUGGCCAGCAGCACACCACCUCCGUGGAAGGAGCCAGCCAGAGCCUGCCCACAGGUGCUCCAGAUCCAGGAGCACUGGAGAACUGGCCUGAAUGGGGGACCGCUGAGGGCCAGGAGACUAUGCAAUCACCACACACUUGUCUCAAACAAA
Tupaia belangeri chinensis (Chinese tree shrew) is the source of this 2143-nucleotide messenger RNA. RefSeq names its product aarF domain containing kinase 5 (gene ADCK5). The transcript is spliced from 14 exons. NCBI's taxonomy places the organism in Eukaryota, Metazoa, Chordata, Mammalia, Scandentia, Tupaiidae. Bases 21 to 1988 code for a protein of 655 amino acids. The record is from RefSeq and is a predicted model, not a curated record.